This is a messenger RNA of Betta splendens (Siamese fighting fish), 2501 nucleotides long. It is a transcript of the gene leng9, whose product is annotated as leukocyte receptor cluster (LRC) member 9. Gene Ontology annotation, molecular function: metal ion binding. The record is from RefSeq and is a predicted model, not a curated record. NCBI's taxonomy places the organism in Eukaryota, Metazoa, Chordata, Actinopteri, Anabantiformes, Osphronemidae. The transcript is spliced from 7 exons. The coding region runs from base 1 to 1674 and encodes 557 amino acids.
AUGGCGUCAGACGGACCGGGAAUGUCCUCAGAUCCACCAGAAGACCACACAGAGGAUGGGGUCCACCUGAAAGCCACUAGCCAGGCUGACACACCCAGUCCUCCAGCACACACAAACCCUGAAUCAGCAGGACGGGUUGUGUGCCAGUUUUUCCAGAAAGGAAAGUGUCAUUUUGGUCACAGAUGUCGUUUGUCUCACAGUAACCCGCCACUGGAUGAUUCAGGGGCUGUAUCGCCUGACCAGGAUGACAAAUCAGAUGAGGAAAGGACGGAAAAACAUAAGACCAAGAUAAACAAAGUCAAUAAAGCAUCAAAGGGAAAAGAGACGGGCAAAAAGCCUCGAAUGCGCACAGCAGAUGACGUUAUUUCCCGCAUCCUGUGGGACCCAUCAGUGGAUGCAGAAGAGUUUGUAGUGGGCUACCUGGAUCGUUUCCUUGGGGUGGUGGAGCGCCCCUUCUGUGAAUUCAACUGGGACACCAACCCCUGUGACUGCGAUUACACUUCUGAGCUUGCCCUGCCCAGACACAGGAUCCAGUACUUCAGCUUCAGAGGACACCGCGUGUGGGACCGCCAUAGCAGGACUGACAGAGUGUUUGGAUCCACCGGUCAAUCUCUGGCUCCCCCCUUUGGAGGGGAGGGGGAAGUAAAGGGAAUUAAUACAGGAGACCAAGAGCAACUUGAAGACAACAGGAUAGAAGAGCAGCCAUCUGCUGUCUGUGGGCAGGAAGAGAGUAAAAUGGAGGCGUGCGGUCAUACUGAGAGCACACAUCUGGAGAAAGAGAAGCCGAACGGGACGAGCGUUCUCAGUCCUGGCUCGACACAACCAGCUCCCAAGUGUGGGGGAAACAUUUCUCAGGAACAACAGGAUCCACGAGGAGCAUGUGUUGAGGAGGAGGCUGUAAAUAGACUUCAUAGUUCAACUGAUGAAAUCCCCUUGUCCCAAAGGAGAGCUGUGAGUGUUGAGGAAGAGGCACAAUUAGAAGAAAAAUGGGAAGGCAAUGAAGAUGCUUCAAGUUACCUCGAAAGCCUGAACCUAAACCAAAAUCCGCCGGCACCUCUGGAGCAGAGAGAGGAGAAACGCGGUGGUCGACCUCCCAAGAAACGACCCACGCACUUUAUCACCUUCAGGGCCAACACUCCCGCCAUCCUCUCCUGCUUUCAGCAGCUGCAGGAGGAGAUCACCUCUCUCCUACCCGCGUCUGCCCCUCACUGGCAGACGGCCUCCAGCCUCCACGUCACCCUGUGCCUCCUUGUGCUACAGGGCCCGGCUGAAGUAGCCGCCGCUGGGGAGAUCCUGCGGCGCUUUGCCCAGUUGGAUCGCAACCCUCCGGUGGCUGUGACCUUUCCUGUGAAGCUGAAGCAUUUCAGCGGGAAGGUGCUGUUUCUGAGCCCGCAGCCUCAGCUGCAGCUCCAGCAGCUCAAUAAUGGCCUGCAGGAGGCCUUCAGGAAGGAGGGCUGGCUCCACAGGGACUCGUACAACCCACGCUACCACCUGACCCUGGCCAAGGUAGACGACGUGGAGGGAGAGAGGAUUUUUGAAGGCGUGGGGGACCUGAAGGUGGGGAAAAGUCUGCAUUUUGGCCGUCUGCCCAUCAAUACCCUGCACCUGUGCUGUGUGAAUGGAUCUAAGGUGGAUGGUUUUUAUCAGUCACUGUGCACAGUGAACCUUCGAUGAUGACAGAAUGCGCCCUGUCAUGUGUGCACUGCUUAUAGGUGUCUUAAUAUUCUAAAUAUGAUUUGGUCCAAGUCCUGUGAGCUUGGUUUGUCCAGCCUUCUCAACUGAGGUUAAGGGUUAAGCUUUGCUUUUAAUUAUAAUAAUAAUUCAAGGUGCACUUUUAAAGAUAAUCAGCCUUAAUAAUAGGUGUAAGAUGAGCUGGAUAUAUCGCUGCAGGACAGUGGUAAACACAAAUAUACUAAAGCAUGUAAAGAAUGGUAGAAAAACACUAAAACUUUUAAAAAUCCUUUAACCAAUCGAUUCGCUGAUUGAAUCAGCCACUUUGAUAAUUUAUUGAUCCAAGUCAGGCAAAAUGUCUCUAUUGAAGUCUAAUCAGUCUUGAGGUAAAGCUGCAAUGUUUAUGUUGACUUCUAACAGACAUUCAGAAUUCUUUAAGUGAUGAUAUAACUGUUUACCUUUUAAUCAGAUGUGAGUGUGUAAAUCAUCGAGCAAAGUUGACCUCAGACUUUCUUAUUAUAGACAACUGCCAUUAAGCUUUAUUGUGCAGCUUUGGGAACCAGGCCAGCUGUAGCAUGACUUUAAUCUAUCUGCCCACUGCCACAACAUACGACCAAGGUCAAAACCUGUGACAGCUCAUGCGUGUCAGCGUGGAACACGCAGGGUUGGACCUUUUUUUGUUCUGUGCCGUUCUUAUGAGUAACGGAUUCUAUCAGGUAUGAACCAUUUUGCUACUAAAACCAUCUGGCGGAGCUCCUUAGUUAGUUUCUUACUUUCUGGAGAACUGGGUGAACUGGGCAAACACGUUUACAUUAAAACUUUGAAUUCAA